UCCUGGGCAUUAAAGUGUAUUCCUCUGGUUGUCUGGCUUCCAUUUCCAGCGCUGGCGAAUAGCAAAAUCGGUAACGAUCAAGCCCUUCACCUCUCUUCUGCUGUAAACCCUUACUCUAUUUCUCUCUAGAAAGGGAGUGAGGAGCGGAGCGGAGCUCAUCGGUUCUCCAGAGUAACUUUUCUGUCUAGAUGAAUGCUUGGAGUCUCAGGAUGAGUGGUAAUUGAGGCAACAAGGCGGUUUGCAUAAGCAUCUUAGUCUUCAAGAGGGAGAGGGAGUGGGAGCAAGCAAGAUGGCGCAAAUAUCGUACCAACGAUUCCCCAAGGUGAAGAUAAGGGAGAUGAAGGAUGACUACCUUAAGUUUGAGCUUCGCGAGACAGAUGCUAGCAUGGCAAAUGCCCUUCGCCGUGUGAUGCUAGCAGAGGUCCCCACAAUUGCAAUUGACCUGGUUGAGAUUGAGAUGAAUUCAUCAGUGCUCAAUGAUGAGUUCAUUGCCCACCGACUUGGUCUCAUCCCUCUGACUAGUAGCCGUGCUAUGGGCAUGCGGUUCUCCCGAGACUGUGAUUCCUGUGAUGGUGAUGGCCAAUGUGAGUUCUGCUCUGUUGAGUUCCACCUCCAUGUUCGCUGUGAUUCAGACCAGACCCUUGAUGUCACCAGCCAUGACCUUGUCAGUUCUGAUCCCUCUGUUGUGCCUGUUGAUGUUGUGGAGCGCUCCGAUUCUUCUGAUCAGAGGGGAAUAACAAUUGUGAAGUUACGUCAAGGACAAGAACUAAGAUUGAGAGCAAUAGCCCGGAAAGGAAUUGGAAAAGACCACGCAAAAUGGUCACCUGCUGCAACAGUUACUUUUAUGUAUGAACCAGAUAUUCAUAUCAAUGAAGAUUUGAUGGAAACAUUGACACUUGAUGAGAAAAGAGAGUGGAUUGAAAGUAGCCCUACAAAAGUUUUUGGCCUUGAUCCUGAUACCCAACAGGUGGUUGUGAUUGACCCUGAGGCAUACGCGUACGAUGAUGAAGUGAUCAAGAAGGCAGAAGCCAUGGGGAAGCCCGGGAUGAUAGAAAUUUAUGCAAAAGAAGACAGUUUCCUUUUUACAGUUGAAUCUACUGGUGCCAUCAAAGCUUCUCAGUUGUUUAUCAAUGCAAUAGAAGUUUUUAAGCAAAAGUUGGAUGCGGCUCGCUUGUCGGGGGACACUGAAGAAGCUGAUGACCAGUUUGGUGAAUUGGGUGCGCACAUGAGAGGGGGAUGAUCACUUUGUGAGCUGGGUUUUGUUCAUAUGAGGAAGCAUGAUGAUUAUCUGAUGCAUAUGAGGGAAUGUGGUUACACUUGUUAUGACUUCCUACCUUGGUUUUUUGCUUUUUUUGAUAGAUGACUUCCUACCCUGUGGACAAUGAUGUAGGAACCAAAGAAUGAAGUAACUGAACACAAUGCACAAAAUAUGAACACUUAGCUAUGUUUUGUGUCA
This is a messenger RNA of Macadamia integrifolia, 1456 nucleotides long. RefSeq names its product DNA-directed RNA polymerases II, IV and V subunit 3-like. Gene Ontology annotation, cellular component: RNA polymerase II, core complex. Lineage: Eukaryota; Viridiplantae; Streptophyta; Magnoliopsida; Proteales; Proteaceae. Gene Ontology annotation, molecular function: DNA binding; DNA-directed RNA polymerase activity; protein dimerization activity. The record is from RefSeq and is a predicted model, not a curated record. Bases 290 to 1240 code for a protein of 316 amino acids. The transcript is spliced from 5 exons. Gene Ontology annotation, biological process: DNA-templated transcription.